This is a messenger RNA of Zophobas morio, 3601 nucleotides long. RefSeq lists its product as uncharacterized. The record is from RefSeq and is a predicted model, not a curated record. NCBI's taxonomy places the organism in Eukaryota, Metazoa, Arthropoda, Insecta, Coleoptera, Tenebrionidae. The transcript is spliced from 16 exons. The coding region runs from base 85 to 3543 and encodes 1152 amino acids. Gene Ontology annotation, biological process: cilium movement; cilium assembly; protein polyglycylation. Gene Ontology annotation, cellular component: axoneme; microtubule cytoskeleton. Gene Ontology annotation, molecular function: protein-glycine ligase activity, initiating.
UGUCAGAUUAAGCAUUUAAUGUCAGAAUUGUGAGCUGUUUAAAUCAUUCAUCAAAAUUGUUCGUUUUUCAUUAAAUUGUUUAGUAUGUACCCUAAAAGUGCAAAUCCAACGUCCCAAAGCCGGUAUCAACAUCCUCUCCUUCAAGUCCCAAAGAAACAUGACCAUUUCAAGUUUCAACUACCAAAUACCAACAGAAACAUGAGAUCAGCGUAUGAUGCACCCAAAUAUGCCGUCCCAAAAAGUAACUCUACUGGACUUUAUAAAACUUGUCCGCAUGUAGCUAAACGUGGGAGUAAUGCGAAUCGUUCCAAUGGGAGACCUGCAAGUCCCCAGAGAAAACCGGCACGUGAUAACACGCAAGUGAUUUUCGAGCGAUUUACACCCUUUGGUAACAAUACGAUGAAAAGUACCAAUAAUACCAUUUGGACUAACACCACCAACAAGACUGUAGUCCAAAAAAAUGUGAAGAAUGUGGUACAGAAAACACAGACGAAGAAAACGCAGAAUUUAGCAAGUUCAAAAAAAUGUGGCAGGCCGGAUAGUAGUAGUAGCCAAAAUUCGAGCACUACUGGCAGAUCUGUAAAUAUACAACCGCAGCAGAAGAUUGCAGUUUCGGAAGCCACUAAACCGUGCGAUCAUAACGUAAACAAAAAUACGAAUCAAUCUCAAACUAGUUCUAACAUAAAUCGGUCUCAACAGCAAAUGGGUAUCGUUCCAGAAAUUCCCGAAGUGCAUGAACCUGUUGCUAACAAAAAUCUUGCUCAACCACAAAUCCGUGCCAGUGUUCAUCCAUCUCCACAAGCAAAAGGUGGUGUUCAAGAACUUCAGAAAUCGUGUGAACACAAUGUUGUUAAAAAUGUUACCCAGACACAAAUGCUUAACAAUGUUAAUCAAGAAACUCAGCAAAAGAUGGGUGAUACAGUGGGUUGUAAAACGUGUGAACACAAUGUGAAUAAAAAUACGGACCAUAAUCGAUUGCACAAGAAUGUAGUUCCUGAAGGUGUCAAGAAAAAUGAACAAAACACAGGCAGGAACGUAACUCACCGGCAGGCUGGUGGUAAAAAAGUAUCACAACAAAAGGCCAACACUCCUGUAGGAAUUGAACAAGUAAAUAAGAAUAAACAGCUGAAGAAUGCAGCUGCUGAAGAUGCUGAAGCUGAAAAUAAGCCGAUUAUUGAAGUAUACAAGAAAUGCCAACUUCCUAGACAAUAUCCUUGCGAAUAUCCAAAGUGUUCAAAUUUAAAUUUUAAAAAGGUGACCCAAGAUCUUGCUAACAUCAUCAAAAAUUUCCAAAAACAAAUCAACGAAGUGUCUGUUCCAAGUGUCCAAAUGGAGCAAGUCCCUUCCGCAAUGAUUAAACCAAAAAUGAAAGAAUUUUUCAAAAAUUCUACAUCACCUCCCGACAAUAACAACGACAACAACAAUAACAACAACAAAACAAACAACAAUAAAAAUCCAAACAACAAGAACAAAAACGACACCAACAGAAACCAGAACUUAAACAACACAAGUCAGAACUGCUUCAGUCAACGAAGUUCGUCAACGUUAUCAAGCUUGAACAAACGAACGAGCUCGAAGAGUUUAACGGCACGUAGUGGCUUGUUGUCGAGACACUCUUUCACACCCUUCCGCUCCCUGACCCAACACAACAUGUUGCCUAGAAGCUCAUCGUCCAGAGGAUUCAGCCACCGCCCUUUGUACACAGACCCGCUAAAAGAACUGAAAACAGAAGUGCAAACCGCCAUCCGAGAAAGGAAAACUUUCACCAUACGCGGGCAGUUUCACCCCAUUCGUAAAGCCCUUCUUGCUAGAGGAUGGGUGGAGAAAUAUCACCCGUCGUACAAGGAUCGUCUAAACAACAGUAUUAGUCGUUACCACAGCCACACGAUCGCAGAACUGUUGACACUAAUGAGGAAAGAAGAUCUGACAGCGAUGUGCAAGAAUUUAAUCAAGUCGAAGCUUCUAGGUGGUUAUCAGGUGGAUUUCUACUGGGGGACCAACGAUGAAGCUUUUAGGGAAAAUCCUGACAAAAUAAAAUUGACUAUCAUAAACAAGCUCAAAAAAGAAAUUUUUAGUUACACUAACAAACAAGGGUUGUCUGAUGCGAGUAAAUGUUCCUACUGGUACCAGAAAUACAACGUUUCGAAACUGAACCACCCUAGAACCUACAGUCUGGGGAAAAAUGGUGACCUCAAGGGUUUCAUUGACGAUUUUCACUGCACUGCGGUGAUGUCGCUGCUGAAAUGGGUGGUGAAGAUGAAUGCCACUAAAGAGUGCAAACUUAUGAGUCCGUCUGGGAAAAUACCAAUGGAGACGUACGAUUUCGCGUUGAAUGAGUGUUGUAAGUUUAUUAAGAAGGCCCGGCAUGAAGACAUUGAUAUGAAAAUACCGGAGGCUACGGAGAACGAGUGGAAUCAGUUCUUGGACUACUUUUACAAGCUUAUACACUACAAUAACCACUUUAAGGCCGAAGGGAAAGAAACGGAAGAGUCGUUGGUGCGGAAGUCCAACUACAUUUUAAAUAAUUUGAAGAGUUUCUACCAUUUUGUGGAUAUGGAUGGGAUGAUGAAUAUAUGGAUUUUGAAGCCCACGGCUAGCAGUAGAGGCAGAGGGAUCCAUAUGUGUAGGACGUUACAAUACGUCCUCAAGAUUAUAAAACAAAAUCACAACAUACGGUACAUAAUACAAAAAUAUAUAGAGCGCCCUCUGCUGAUUUAUAACACAAAGUUUGACAUACGACAGUGGUUUGUAAUUAGCAACUGCUGUCCUCUCACAAUUUGGAUGUACAAAGAGUGUUACUUACGAUUCAGUUCGCAGACAUACAACUUGCGGAAGCUUCACGAAUCUAUACAUUUGACAAACAACUCGGUUCAGUGUAAAUACAAAAAUAACUUUUUAGAUGCGGCACUACCAAGUUACAAUAUGUGGGAUUCACAGCAAUUUGAAAGCUAUCUGUCAAACAUCGGUUAUCCUACAGCCUUCCGGGAUAUAAUUUAUCCAGGAAUGAAACAAUGCAUUACUGCUGCUGUCUUAAUGCAUCAAGAUAAAAUGGUCGUUAGGAAAAACUGUUUCGAGUUGUAUGGCGCCGACUUUAUACUAACCGAAGACUUCCAACCCUGGUUGUUGGAAAUUAAUUCUAGUCCGGCUCUGUACUCCUCCACACCCGUGACGGCACGCAUGUGCCCGAAGGUUCUCGAAGAUGUUAUAAAAGUUGUUAUCGACUACACCCGUAACAAUAAAGCGAACACUGGUUCCUUUGAAAUGGUUUACAGACAACAACAGACCAAACUGCCUGCACCUGGAGCUCUGGAAAUCAAAGGAACCCCCCUCAAAAGCAACUACUUUUUCAACGGCCCCGACCAAGAACUCCCGGACAAAUCACCGAUGCCAUCGCUCAGCGACCCUUUAGCGGUGGUGGAGCACGGCCAAGACUGUCUCAAGAUGUUCGGCGACGAGAUCAAAAAAACCUUGAAAAACCUGCUACAAAUAAUCCAGAACGAAAAGCAGAAACGUGGUCUCGACAAGAACCAGAUAAAAAAUUAAUCGAGUAUUGUCCAAUGUAAGCUUCAAACCGUAAAUAAAAAACCCAAUAAAUACAGAA